CCUGGUCAAGGUCCAUAGUGAAGUGGAUGACACUGUUCAGGAAGCAAGAAAUGCAGAGGAGAAGGCCAAGAAGGCCAUCACUGAUGCUGCUAUGAUGGCUGAGGAGCUGAAGAAGGAGCAGGAUACCAGCGCUCACCUGGAGAGGAUGAAGAAGAACCUGGAGGUCGCUGUGAAGGACCUGCAGCACCGCCUGGAUGAGGCUGAGAACCUGGCCAUGAAAGGUGGCAAGAAGCAGCUCCAGAAACUCGAGUCCAGGGUGCGUGAACUGGAGGCAGAGGUUGAGGCUGAGCAGAGACGCGGAGCAGAUGCCAUUAAGGGUGUCCGCAAAUAUGAGAGGAGGGUGAAGGAGCUCACCUAUCAGACUGAGGAGGACAAGAAAAACGUUGCCAGGCUGCAGGAUCUGGUUGACAAACUGCAGCUGAAGGUCAAGGCCUACAAGAGGCAGGCUGAGGAGGCGGAGGAGCAGGCCAACACUCAUCUGUCCAAGUGCAGGAAGGUUCAGAAUGAGCUGGAGGAGGCAGAGGAGCGCGCUGACAUCGCAGAGUCCCAGGUCAACAAGCUGAGGGCAAAGAGCCGGGACUCUGGCAAGGGAAAAGAAGCAGCAGAAUAAAACACACAAGAGUUU
Perca fluviatilis (European perch) is the source of this 625-nucleotide messenger RNA. RefSeq names its product myosin-7-like. NCBI's taxonomy places the organism in Eukaryota, Metazoa, Chordata, Actinopteri, Perciformes, Percidae. The record is from RefSeq and is a predicted model, not a curated record. Bases 92 to 610 code for a protein of 172 amino acids. Gene Ontology annotation, biological process: actomyosin structure organization; peptidyl-threonine phosphorylation. The transcript is spliced from 6 exons. Gene Ontology annotation, cellular component: cytoskeleton; myosin complex; cytoplasm. Gene Ontology annotation, molecular function: protein serine/threonine kinase activity.